This is a messenger RNA of Phytophthora sojae, 213 nucleotides long. RefSeq lists its product as hypothetical. NCBI's taxonomy places the organism in Eukaryota, Oomycota, Peronosporomycetes, Peronosporales, Peronosporaceae. Bases 1 to 213 code for a protein of 70 amino acids. The transcript has 2 exons. The record is from RefSeq and is a predicted model, not a curated record.
AUGAGCGACGAAGACGAGCCAAUGGAGAGCGUCGUCAACGCCGUGAAAGCUGACGCCUCGGGCACGGCUCCAGCCGCCGCUAAGCAAUCGGACGACGACGUGGACAUGGAAGGACAGCCAAGCGAGGACAGCAAUCAAGAGAUUACCGAGGCGACGAAAAGCUUCGCCAGCAUGCUGACUGACCUCGAGAAAAAGGGUGCGGGCAUGGACUAA